Messenger RNA from Sardina pilchardus (European sardine), 1278 nucleotides. Its product is annotated as potassium channel subfamily K member 13-like. Gene Ontology annotation, biological process: potassium ion transmembrane transport; stabilization of membrane potential. The coding region runs from base 1 to 1278 and encodes 425 amino acids. NCBI's taxonomy places the organism in Eukaryota, Metazoa, Chordata, Actinopteri, Clupeiformes, Clupeidae. The record is from RefSeq and is a predicted model, not a curated record. The transcript has 2 exons. Gene Ontology annotation, molecular function: potassium ion leak channel activity; outward rectifier potassium channel activity. Gene Ontology annotation, cellular component: plasma membrane.
AUGGCUUGUCGGAGUGGCUGCUGCUGCAGCUUCGGUCCAUUGAAUGAAGACAAUGCGAGAUUCCUUCUGUUGGCAGUGUUAAUAGUUCUUUAUCUUUUCUGCGGGGCUGCUGUCUUUUCGGCACUGGAGCACCCGAAAGAGAGGUUGGCGAAGGAGCGGUGGGUGCAACGGUUUGAACACUUCAGCCAAAAGUACAAUCUAAGUAAGAAGGAACUGGACAACUUUUUGAGAAACUAUGAAGAGGCAAAUGUGGCAGGUAUCCGGGUAGACACCACGCGACCGCGGUGGGAUUUCACCGGCGCAUUCUACUUCGUCUGCACGGUGGUGUCCACCAUUGGGUUUGGGAUGACCACCCCUGCCACCAUCGGGGGAAAGGUCUUCCUCAUCUUCUACGGGCUCAUCGGCUGCGCGGCCACCAUUUUGUUCUUCAACCUGUUCCUGGAGCGCGUCAUCACCGUCAUUGCCUUUGUCCUGAAAUUCUGUCACGAGCAUCGGCACCGCCGCAAAGCCGUCCUCCCCCAGAUCGGCCGGCCGCCCCACGGCUUCGCUCACCACCACGGCCACAGCCGCGCGGGGCUGGACGGUCCGGCCGGCUGGAAGCCCUCGGUGUACUGCGUGAUGCUCAUCCUGGGCGCGGCGGCCAUCUUGGUGUCCUGCUGCGCCUCGGCCAUGUACUGGUCGGUGGAGGGCUGGGGCUACCUGGACGCCGUCUACUUCUGCUUCGUGGCGUUCAGCACCAUCGGCUUCGGCGACAUGGUGAGCGGCCAGCGGGAGGCCUACGAGGCGCAGGGCGCCUACCGCCUGGGCAACUUCCUGUGCAUCCUCACCGGCGUCUGCUGCAUCUACUCGCUCUUCAACGUCAUCUCCAUCGUCAUCAAGCAGGUGCUCAACUGGCUGCUGCGGAGGCUGAAGGCGCUGUGCGGCGCCGGCGCGUGCCAAGGGGCAGCGGUGGGCGCGAGGGGCCCUCACCCCCACCGGCGGAACGCGGUGGCCCCGGGGCGAAGCGGCGCGCGCCAGCGCGACCCCUCCGUCGACACGGACGGCGCCAACGAGAGCGAAACGGACGGCCGGCGCAUGUCCGGCGAGAUGAUCUCCAUGAGGGACUUCCUGGCGGCCAACAAGGUCAACCUGGCCAUCAUGCAGAAGCAGCUGUCCGAGAUGGCCAACGGGCACCUCGGACAGCCGGGCUCCGGAUCGCGCCACAACGGCUUCUCCGGAGGGGUCGGGGCACUCGGCAUCAUGAACAACCGUCUGGCAGAGACCAGCGUGGACCGGUAA